AUGGCCAUCCACGAAGACUUCCCUGGGCUGAAAGUCGAAGUGAUCAUCAACAGCAAAGCACUACCAGAAAAUUUUGACGAAGAAAGCCAGGUUGAUCCAGAUGAAGUCGUCAGAUUCGUUGAGGCCGAGGCUGGUGCCGAGUUUGCGAUCAAGUGGUCUUUCGACAAACACUUCCCAAAGAGCAAGGAUAUCGGUCUCAACAUCUCUCACUCAGAUCCCUCGCCCAAGCAGCCCAACCCAUCCCCCGGAGCUUCUCCUUUGCUACAGCAGAGCUCAGUCUUUGUCAUCAGCACCAGUGCAGAUGGUCUGACUCGUGAAGAGAUGAUAGGACUCAUCAAGCAGUACCACGGUAAUGAUGAUGGCCUCGCUAGCUACAGCACAAAGCAUCUGCAGAUGCUGCUCAAGUUCUACGAAGACCAGGACACAGAGACUGCAUCGUGCAAGAUCAAAUCGGUAUUCACGGGCCAUAAUGACGGUCGUUUCAAGCGAGGGCGUGAGGAUGGCGCGUAUGUAACUGGGGGACGGAAGCGCAGCAGGACUGAGGCCAUCGUGCUUGACGAUUAA
Molecule: messenger RNA, 564 nt
Organism: Didymella exigua CBS 183.55
Lineage: Eukaryota; Fungi; Ascomycota; Dothideomycetes; Pleosporales; Didymellaceae
Exons: 3
Coding region: 1-564 (187 amino acids)
Source: RefSeq, a predicted model, not a curated record